AUGUCAUCAAAUACCAUGGCUUACGUGUUUCUCGCAUCUCCCCUUUUCGUCCCUCCUGCUCCUCUCCUCGCUGUCCUUGCGCAGGGUCGUUUGGCAUCCCAGAGAACCGCUCUCAACUUCGCUCGGACUCCCAGCCCGCAGCCCCAGCAGAUUGUGCCGAGGCGCUCUCAGCAGACGGUGCCGAGACGUCCCUCCGUAUCAAAUCUACAGCAGCAGCAGCAGCAACAGCAGCAGCAGGAGCAGGAGCAGGCCAUGCCACCAAGGGUGGCGGCGCCUUUAGUAAGAGAAGCUGCAGCACGGUUGAGAGAGGGAGGGGAUGGAGGAGAGGUUGGAGGAGACGAGGCACGUGCAGCAGACGCAGGGAAUGCAGCAGAAGCGGCGAGUGCAGAAGAAGCAGGGAAAACAGAAGAGGCGGCGAAUGCAGCAGGAGGCGUGGGAACGGAGAGGAGGAGGAGGAGGAAGUCAGAGGAAGGCGGGUCGAUGGUGGUCACUCUGAGACUGAGAGGCGGUCGACAGGAGAGACAAGGUGCUGGUGCUCCUGGGAUUCCGUUUCAGCAGCAGCAGCAGUCGCGGCAGCAGCAGCUUCAAUGUGGGUUGCAGGAUCAGCAGGAAAAGCAGGAGCAGCUGCAGCAAUUGGAGCCUGGUUCUCUGCCUCGGGUGGACGUGUCAGGGCUUCAGGCGAUAGGGGCGAGGCGGAAACGGGAAGGGAGGAGGAAGGGCCGCGGGGAGGAGGCGCAGGGGGAAUUUGAGGGGAGGUUUGAGAAGAGGGUUGAGGGGAUAACUGCAAGUGUGGCGGAAGGUAAGUGUGAAGAAGGGGAGGGGAAAGAGGGGAGGGGCGUUCGUGCUGGUGUUGAUCCUGCUGCCCCUCCUGCUGCUGCUCUCCCUUCCACUCUCUCAACUCCUUCGUCCCUCCUAGGGGAUUCCCCAGCAGCCGCAGCAAGGAAGCGGCAGCAGCAGAGACGGCAGCAGCAGCUCCAGGAGGUGCGGUAUGGGUUACCCGAAGCAGACUGUAACGAGGAUGAGAAGUUUUCUAGAGGCGCUGACAUCAGCACUAGGGCGGCUGAGGUUGGUGGGGAGGGGAAAGCAGGCGGAAAGUCUGAUGGGGGCAUUGAGUUGGAUGAAGGUGGGGUUGAUAGUUCAUUUGAAGGGGAACAGAGGCAGCAGAGAGAGCAGAGGCAGCAUAGGAAGCAUAGGGAGCAUCCGAAGCAGAGGGAGCAGCGGGAGCAGAAGGAAAUGACGGGAAGCAGGAGACGGGGCCGAGGAGGCAGGAGAGGCAAAGGGGGACGCCAGAGUAACCAGGAGUAG
This is a messenger RNA of Closterium sp. Naga37s-1, 1305 nucleotides long. The record is from the annotation of a GenBank genome assembly. NCBI's taxonomy places the organism in Eukaryota, Viridiplantae, Streptophyta, Zygnematophyceae, Desmidiales, Closteriaceae.